UGAUGCAAUCGUCGCUAGCUAAACAAACAUGGCUCUGCUGCAUUAUCAGACUACAGAUCUUAAUGAUCGUAGGCAGGUGAAAAGGGGAAUAUGCGACAGUCAAUAAGAAACGUGCCAAACGUGAAGCUGUAGAUGGAGAGUUGAUAUGUUGUGAAGCUGGUUAGCUUAGUGUAGCGUUUUGUGACCGUGUUUACACACAGCUAAGUUAGCUCUCCCUUUUGGCUAAUGUAAGCUAGCAAAAUGGACCUUGGAACAAUGUUGUACAACAAUUUAAAAGAUGUUACAUGGAGCACGACGUCCUUGCCAUUAGAUCAACUGGUCAGUGCUUAUAGGCUGCCUCAAAUUGCCAAGCUGGACAACGGUCAGUUGGUUGAAGGGCUUAGAGACAAUGACUACCUCUUGAUUCAUUCCUGCCGUCAGUGGACGACUAUUACUGCUCACAGUCUGGAGGAGGGACACUACGUCAUUGGGCCCAAAAUAGAGAUCCCAGUACACUACGAAGGUCAGUUUAAGCUACUGGAGCAGGACAGAGAUGUCAAGGAGCCUGUGCAGUACUUCAACAGUGUGGAGGAGGUUGCCAAAGCAUUCCCUGAAAGAGUAUAUGUCAUGGAGGAAAUCACAUUCAAUGUUAAGAUGGCUUCAGGGGAAUGCAAUGAAGACACAGAAGUUUACAACAUUACACUAAGCACCGGCGAUGAACUGACAUUAAUGGGCCAGGCCGAGAUCCUCUAUGCCAAGACCUCCAAAGAGAAAUCAAGAUUCAACACAAUAUUUAAGAAGAUCGGGAAGCUGAACUCCAUCAGUAAGAUUGGUCGAGGCAAGAUGCCUUGCUUGAUCUGCAUGAACCAUCGCACCAACGAGAGCAUCAGCCUGCCUUUCCAGUGUAAAGGCAGGUUCAGCACGUGUAGUCCUCUGGAGCUUCAGAUGCAGGACGGCGAGCACACCAUCAGGAACAUUGUGGAGAAAACCCGCCUCCCAGUCAAUGUCACAGUACCCAGCAGUCCACCCCGCAACCAGUAUGACCUCCACCUCAUCCGUGAGGGUCAUCGCUAUAAGUUGGUCAACAUUCAGACAAAGACAGUGGUUGUGUGCUGCAUUCUACGAAGUAACAAAAUUAUCCCCAUCCAUUUUCCCUUUCACAUGGCCAUGCCUAGAUUUAUUAUUCCAGAGGAACUGCUGCAAGGGGAGCUGUGGCUAGACACUAUGGUACAUCGGUGGUUCACCUUCUGCCAAGAGCAGUUUGACAUAGACGACUAUUCUCGUGCCGUACGUGAUGUGCGGACAGACUGGAACGAUGAUGGAAAGAGCCCUAAGAGAAGUAGCGGGAAUGGUAGUUGCAGUGGAAGCAGCGGAGGCAGCAGCAGCUCCAACGGGUGUUCAAGCCACAUGCAGAUUCCCAGCUCUUUAACCUACGCCCGCGAUGAACUCACCCAGUCCUUCCACCGACUCUCUGUGUGUGUGUACGGCAGCAACCUGCAUGGUAACAGUGAGGUCAACUUGCAGGGAUGUAUGACACUAUGUGGAGAUUGGGCUCUUCUGCCAUCUGAUAGCAUUGCUUCAGACUCAGGAGAAAAUGAACACUUUUUCCCUGAGCUGCUGGACAGUACAAGCCAACAAACAUCCCUCAACAAGUCGGAUGUUCCCUAUGAGGAGCUGUGGUUGGAUCACUUGAGAGGCCAGAUUUCAAAACCUUCUUUAAGUGAGGUCAUUCGAGGCAUCAACAAUGGCUGUGGCACAACAGCAGCCCUAUCAUACCCAGUCACUUGUCCUCUUGGGGCAGUAACCAGUUCGGAUGCCUCUCUUACGCCACCACCGGUCCCACCCAAGUCUGAAGCUGUGAAGGAAGAAUGUCGUCUUUUGAACGCCCCACCAAUCCCUCCUCGAAGUUUGAAACAGAUGCCAUCGGUGCCCAUCCUGUCAAAGCCACGUCAGCAAGAGACUCGGUCUCCAAGUCCAACCCUCUCCUAUUAUUCUUCUGGUCUCCACAACAUUAGUGGAGCGUGUGAAAAAGAAGCACCCGACCCACAAGAGCCAAGCCGUGUGUGCUACCCCUGUACCUGGGGUAAAUCCAACAGCACUGAGCCAAGUGCUUCUCUGCCCAGUGGUAGCCUGCCAUCAGAUGGGAUGUCCUCGAGGUUGUCUUGGCCAAAUAACUUCAGUGGAGGAGAAUCACACUGCAUGGAGGAAUUUCUACCAGCCAGCUGUCGGAGUUACUACAGUUACCCAAGAAAGAGAUCCCCGAGCACCCCGAAAACCUGCACAUCAAGCCUUGUUGACUUUGAUGGCCGAGAGCAUGCACAGAGCAGUAAUGACUUCAGGUUGCAGAAUGCUUCUCUGAAUCAGUUCUGCACAAAAUCUUCAAGCUACAAUUCAGAGAUGUACAGAGACAAGCCAAUAGAAGAAUCUAACACUAAGCAGAGCCUCUCUUGCCCCAUCUUACCCCCGAGAACGCCAAAAUCUAAUGCCAUAAAAAAGUGCACAGACUUACUCUGUGACAGUGAGCAGGAGACUCCAAAUUGUUCACUUACUCAGCCUGAGCAGAGCACCAAAGAGAUUUAUUCCAUCUCUGACUCAUUAACUCUUAACUGUCCAUCCUUCUCUCCGACUGCACAGUGGCAGCCCCCAUCCAGCCUGGCUGGCCUUUCAAUUGAAGAGGUGUCCAAAUCUCUAAAAUUUAUUGGCCUGCCAGAUGACAUUGUUUCUCUCUUUGUCUCUGAGAAGAUUGAUGGGAAUUUACUGUUGCAGCUCACUGAGGAGAUUUUGUCUGAAGACUUCAAGCUAAGCAAACUGCAGGUGAAGAAACUCAUGCAGUUCAUAAAUGGGUGGAGACCCAAGAUAUAACUAACAGUAUAUGACACUAAAGCCUGCUGUAAAGCAGAGAGAGUCAUGCCUUCAGUAUAUAUGCUAUGCACACCAAGCCACAGAGUUUCUUUUGUAUAACAUGAAUUUAUUUCCUUGUUACUAUAUUGUGCGGAAGAUAGUUGGUUAAUACGUCCCAGCCCACUUAAAGUCUGUGACUGCUAUGUACUAACUGAAUGGAAUCAUUUGGCACUUUCAUGAAGAUAUUUUCAUGUCAACUACUUAGGACUUUUUUCACCCACAGCCUACUGGUGUUCAUGUCAUUACACAGACCAACAAAUUUAAAGAAAAACACUGAUGAGACAAGGACAGGAUCUCCUUGAUGAGGACAUUGUGUGAUUCUGGUCCUAUUUUAAGGAUUUUUAAAAGAGCGCAACCAGAGAAUGGGCUGUAGUAUAGAUUGUUUAUGUAACACAUGAAAAACAAUGUAAAAAAAAAACAACAGUGAUUUUACAAGUGGACAAACAGUUGGAAAUUUGGCUUUGGUAACAUCCCCCCAAAAUUAUCAUAUUAUAAUUUUCAAAAAAUUGAAUAAUAACAAGCUUAUAUCUCAAACUUGCAUUUAUAUAGUUAUGCAGUUAGUGACAUUUGCUGUAUGCAGUGUUUUAAUUCAUUUUGUAUGGGAUUCAUUCCUGCAUGGUUUUCACAAGGUCAGGGGACGUGUUAGAGAAGGUUACUACAAGUGCAUUUCUAAACGUCACAAAACAGUUGAUUUAAUUCCCAACUGUCAAAUGAAGUCAAGUCCACCAACUGCUAACAAGUAUUACGAUGUACUUGUGUUCUUUAAAAAAACCUUCCCCUUUCAGCUCUUCUUAAGCACAAAGCUUCAUCUACAUCAGUGAACGUUUGUUUUACUUUUCCAAAUGAUGAAAAAAAGUCAGUGAUGGAAACCAUAUUGUGUAGCCUGCAGUAUCAUACUGAUGUACAGUUCCUUAGAAAAUUAAUUUGAGAAAUGAAACGGGGGGGGGGGCUGUGGGGCUGUGGGGCUUUGGCAUUUUUAAAUAAGAAUUUGGUUUCCUGCUCUAAAUAGAUUGUGUCAGGUAAAAAGAAAAACAUUUAAUUUUUGAAGACAGGUUCUAAAAACAAAAUCAGCUUUUAAUGUUUACGGAGAAGUAGCUGACAUCUAUGUGAUAUGACUUAAAAGAGUUGGUUUACCCUCUGGUUUUAGAAGAUAAACGGUUGCAUGCAUUUAAACCAACGUGGGCUUUGUUAGUGAUAAGAAAUUGCAUCUGCAUUCUUGGUGUGAUUGUACACUACAGAACUAUGCUAAUUAAGAGUGAGCCAACUCAAAUGAUUGUCAUGGUCUCUCAAGAGGUGCAUUCUUAUGCAAGGUCUUAUUUCUAUUUGAUGCCUUUUUUUAAUAUUAAGUUAAAUUUCAACUAUAUUGCUACUUGCUUUAAUCUAGAAAUUCUCUAACUUGAGGUUAUUUAUAACUGCAAAUGAAUGAAUGAUGCCUAACAAAAUGAUGUCUUUACUCGAAGACUAACAUGGAAAUAACCAACAGAGGGAAUGACAAAUUACAUUCUACAUCGAAUACAAAUUAUGCAUCAAGCACUUUGGUAGAUUUCAGUCUUAUGAAUUACAGUUGUUAAAUAUAAACAUAUAAAAGAAGAGAGUCUAUGUAGAGAGAGUGAAUGCACUACAUGUUUUUUCAAAACUAAAAAGGUACGUCUUGUCUCCUCUGUUCUCAUUGUAUUACAAGUGUCCUCUAAUGCAAGAAACACAUAAAAGAGCUUUUCUGCGCCUUAACCCAGAGACCUUAAAAUAUGUGAUGUUUCAGUUUGGCUUAACAUUUUCAUUUUGCAGUCUCUUGUCAUGAGAAUAUUCUCUAACAUCUCAACGUGAACUGAGGGAAUGGUGUUGAGUGUGUAUUUCUUCAGACCCUCAGAGGCAUGUAAACUAAAGUUGAAAAUGAUCUGCUAUAAUGAAAUGUUGGUUUAUAUUUGGUACAUUUUUGUUCUAUAGCGUUGAUUCAGAGUUGAUUUAUUUAUGCAGUUAUUUAACAUAACGAUCAAUAUGCAAAACAGUUAGCUCCUUGACAAUUCUUAUGGAUGAUAUAUGAAGGUGCCUCAGCAAAAAUGGCAUCUAUACAACCCAGGUAAUCUGUUGGCCAACCGCUGUCGUUUUUUCUCCCCUGUCACUGUGCAGUGGGUUGUUACAUAUUUUACUUGAUAUUUUCAUUUUGUAUGUAAAUGCAAAUAUAAUGUAAUUUUUUUUUAAAGGAAGUGAUUACUAAUGUUGAAAUUAUUUUUAUUGAGAAAAAGCUUAUGUUCAAAUUUCCGUUCUUUUUUUAUCCUGCAAAACUUGGGUUAUACUUUUGUUUAUAAAUCCAUGCAUUAAAAUAACACUUAUACUGAUAAUGUUAAUAAGCCAUGUGUCCAGGUAAUUUUCCAGAUUCUCUUACAACUUAGUCCAGUACAGUACCCAUAUUUAUUCACGGGGAAUGACAUAGUGUCUCUUGAUACUAUUAUUAUGUGGCGGUUAAUGUCCUAUGCAAUACCCAUGGCACUCGAAAGAGAUCAUGGGAAGGAACAACAAAGAAAUUAAAGGGCAUGGAGUAUUAUGUGUGUUGAAAUUACCACAGUGUUAAUUUCAGGAGAAAAUCAUGCUUGCUUAAAGAAUUCUUCCAAGUCAGUCAUUUUACUUGAAUAAUUCUGAGAUAUAAACUGUGAACACACUACAAUAACCAGCCCAGUCCCAUUAACAUACAUCACCAUCAAGCAUCAGUGCUAAAGAGUAUUCCGUGUUGAUAAUGGCCAUCAGCUCUGGACUGAUGCUCAGAUGAGUUAUUGCCAUUUUUGUGCAAAAAGGAGGGAAAUGACUGUGACACUGGGUUUGAUAACAUCUGGAAUAGUAUUUGAAAUCUUGAGUUAUGAACAGUUAUCUUUCAAAUUAACUCCUGUUUCCCUAUUUUUGAUUGUAUAAUCUAUUAAAAAUGGAUUAACUGAU
Molecule: messenger RNA, 5808 nt
Organism: Seriola aureovittata
Lineage: Eukaryota; Metazoa; Chordata; Actinopteri; Carangiformes; Carangidae
Gene: garem1
Product: GRB2 associated, regulator of MAPK1
Exons: 6
Coding region: 241-2841 (866 amino acids)
Biological process (GO): epidermal growth factor receptor signaling pathway; cellular response to epidermal growth factor stimulus
Molecular function (GO): proline-rich region binding
Source: RefSeq, a predicted model, not a curated record